AUGACAUCUAUAUUUCCCUGUGAAGACUGGAGGGAUGCCGUCGUCAUCAACACAUCUCAGAAUUUGUAUUUGAAACCACUUUCUUGUAUCAGCAUUUCGGUCCAGUUGCCAGCCGACAUGCUAAAAACCGCGGGGAAAUCCGUCUCCACUUUGGAAAUAAUGGAUAAAAUCAAAACGGCCGCAAAACCCGAUGAAAUCAUUGGGAUGAAAGUAUUGAAAAGCACGCUGCAAUAUGUGCGAUUUGAAGCUCACCUUGACAGUAGACAUCAGAUAGCAGGAGUUCUUCACCGGCUUGACAGAGGCAUCCUAAGAUUGAACGGCUUCCCGGAACCACUGAAAAUGAGAGCUUGUGAAUCCAAACUAAUCUACCCAUCAAGACAUGACUGGGACACAUACUUUCAACAAAGCAAAAAUAUGAAUGAGCUCAAACCAGGAGAACGGCCCGAUACUGUUCACAUCAGUCUGCUGCCAUGCCAAUGGUUUAUGGUCCCUCAGUCAAGCGGAUUGGAGACAAACUGUUUCAAGAUGAAGCCAAGUGAAUCUAUGCUCAGGGCCAUUUUUGAAGUGUUUGGACCUCUUCGCACUGUUGACAUUCCCAUGUUGGACCCAUACAGGCCAAAAAUGGUUUCUAAUCCCCCAAAUACUUUUGCAUUCGGACAAGAUGGACUAUUUGAAGCAUUCGUUCAGUACCAGGAGUAUGUUGGAUUUCUUAAAUGUAUGACAGCCUUCAGAGGCAUGAAACUACUUUACAAAGAAGGGAACAGAGCUUGGACAGCUCUUGUACAGGUUGACUUUGAUCGCACUCGACACCAAAGCGAAAGAUCUCUAAAAUUCCGGAGGAUUGCCAGGGAAAGAUUAAUCCAGGAAGAAAUUGACAAAGAGAGGGCCGACAAAGUUCGAAGGGAACUGGAAAAUCUCAAACACGAAGAGAGCAGACGUCAGCAGACAGAAGAACGACUAAAAGAGGAAGAGGAGUCCGCCAGAAAGAGAAAGGCUGAAGAGGAGGCCAGGGUCGUGCUCGAGGAGCGCAAGUUGGUGCUUGUCCAAAGAAGGCUGGAGAGUUUACGGUUGCUGGACGCGGUUUUCGAGCGGGUUAAGGCUGCACUUGAAGAGAAAGAAAGGCGCAAAAAAGACCUUUCCAGGAAGAAAGAUAAGUCUUUAAAGAAGGACAAGGAGGCUAGACGUCAAUUGAAGCUGGAAGAAGAAGAGCGAAAUUUGCGCGCCAAACUACUUAAGAAAUACCAGCAGGUUGGGCAGGAGCAACUUGAGGAACAGAGGGAGAGAGUGCGGCACAUGCUUCAAACUUCGGCCGUCAAAUUGAAAAGCACCGUCAAUGUCAUGUCUGAGCCCAAAAUUGCUGAUAAAGUUGCUCCAGUUCAAGCGCAAACUCAAGAAAAUCUACUUCAUGUAACUGAUAGGGCGAAUAACGGGCAUUUCGUCAGACAAGAUCCUUUGAUGAAUCAACCCAUGUCUCAACGCUCAAUUCCGGUGCAGCCCAUUGAUUUUAGGAAAGAAUAUGACGAACAACACGUCAAUCAGCAAAACCACCACCACCGACAUUCAUCCUUCAACAGGAAACGAUAUCCACCUCAGGAGUCGUUCCAUUCAGCUCCACGCCAAAAUCAGAAUCGAGGUGAUUGGAAACGGAGUCGGUUCGACAACGGUAAAGCGAAUUGGGUUUCCCAACUGGAUCAAGAGUUGUGGGAUGGACCCAACGUAGACAACCAACGGCAAAAUGGACGCGGAGGGUACCGAAGAGGAGGUCGAGGUGGAGAAUUCCACGCCCGCAGAACACGCGAUUUCCCGCCGACGAAAGAAAGAUACACAAUGAAAUCGGAAAGUAGAUUUUCAGCUCCUAGUAGCUCAAUGUCCGGUGAGAAUACGAUGGAACCUGCACUAGCCGUUGAGCGACUUACUUGAAAAUUGAAAAAUGUAUUUGUGACAUUUCUGGGACAUUUCUGGAUGACUUUUUCUUGUAAUAAACUACGUAGGAUUGAC
Molecule: messenger RNA, 1998 nt
Organism: Daphnia pulex (common water flea)
Lineage: Eukaryota; Metazoa; Arthropoda; Branchiopoda; Diplostraca; Daphniidae
Product: A-kinase anchor protein 17A-like
Exons: 9
Coding region: 1-1920 (639 amino acids)
Source: RefSeq, a predicted model, not a curated record